Messenger RNA from Triticum urartu, 4653 nucleotides. RefSeq names its product plant/protein (DUF810). NCBI's taxonomy places the organism in Eukaryota, Viridiplantae, Streptophyta, Magnoliopsida, Poales, Poaceae. The record is from RefSeq and is a predicted model, not a curated record.
ACCACCCCUCCCCCUUCCCUCGCGCGACCCCCUCCCCCCUCCCCUCGCCCGAGCCCUCCUGACCUAGCCGCCAGCGACCGCCCGCUAGCUACCCCGCCGCCAGUCCCCUUCCUUCUUCAACCUCUCCGCCGCCCUGCUGAAGGUGUCUACCUCGCCGCCGAUCCGCCGCUGCGCCUGGCCGGGCCUACACUCGCCGCCGGCCCGCCCCUGCUCCUGGCCGGCCUCAACUCGCCGCCGCCGCCGGAGUAGACCCUGACACGGGAGAGAUGGAUGAAUUGGCAAGAAAACGAAGGCAACUAAUUGUGAGAGGAGCCGGUCUAGUGGCUGGAUUGUAUGCUUACAUGAUGGUCAUGUUUAGAAGAUCUAGGCAACAAACACCGAGGAUAACCGUGGGCAGCAUGGCCGAUCGUGCCAUAUCUAGAGAGUCAAAUUUGAGAUACAUUUAUCACUCUAGUGACAUAAAUUGUUCAAAUCAACUCAGAAUGAGAAAAGCUCUGUUUUUCCGUUUGUGUGCUAUAUUUAGAGAGAGAAAUUUGUUGUUGGAUAGCAUUCAUACUUCUAUUGAGGAACAAGUUGCCAUGUUUCUUCUAAUAGUUGGCCAUAACCAAAGGUAUAGGACACUACAACCUAUCUUUAGAAGAUCUAUCGAAGUCAUUAGUAGGUAUUUUAAGGCAGUGCUUUAUGCUGUUGGGGAGUUGAGAGAUGAGAUGAUUCAGCCUCCCUCCAACCAUUGCCAUCGUAAAAUACAAGAAAGCACCCGCUUCAAUCCAUAUUUCAAGGUUCAUUGCGCCAGUGGCAAGCAGUUGAUAGUCCAUCCUCAGAUUUUUGUCUCCCUUGCACGCAAUAUGGAUGAAGAAAAUCCUGUUGAGCUGCUACAACGUUAUCGCCGUGAUCGCCAUGUGUUGCUCAAUUACAUCCUUUCUGGUAACUUGAUCAAGAAAGUUGUAAUGCCGCCUGGUGCUAUCUCUCUGGAUGACGUGGAUAUUGAUCAAGUCAGUGUUGAUUAUGUCCUCAAUUGCGCUAAGAAAGGGGAUCCACUUGACCUUGGAGAUGCCAUCCGGCUUUAUCAUGACAGCCUUGAUUACCCAUAUGUCGAUAACACUGGAGAUGUCGAAGGGUUCUAUUUACUUACAAGACCUGAAUAUUCUGGAUCAGCACCAACAAGAGAACCACCCCCUGUCCCUGCCGCUGCACCAUUACCAGUUGUGGUACCACCACCAGUUGUUGAACAACCACAAAUUGCUGUGCCAUCAUCAGUUGCAAACUUACCAAAAUCAUUAUCAUUGGACUCUCCCACCGAGGAAUUAACCAUAGAUGACAUUGAAGACUUUGAGGAUGAUGAAGGUGAAUUCGAUAGUCGAAGGGCUUCUAGGAGGCAUCAAACUGAUGCCAACGAUAUAUCCUUGCGCUUACCAUUAUUUGAAACAGGUAUCACAGAUGAUGAUCUUCGUGAAACAGCAUAUGAAAUCCUUGUUGCUGCUGCUGGCGCUUCAGGGGGCCUUAUAGUUCCAAAGAAAGAAAAGAAGAAAGAGAAGAGACACAGAUUAAUGAGGAAACUUGGCCGUAGUAAGAGUGAAAGUGCUGAAUCGCAAACUCACCGGCAACCAGGUUUAGUUGGCCUGCUUGAAAUCUUGAGAGCCCAACUUGAGAUAACGGAGUCCAUGGAUAUUAGGACUAGACAGGGACUACUUAAUGCUAUGGUGGGUAAAGUCGGAAAACGGAUGGACAAUCUCUUGAUACCACUGGAACUACUGUGCUGUAUAUCUAGAGCUGAAUUUUCUGACAUGAAGGCAUAUCUUCGUUGGCAGAAAAGACAGCUGAACAUGCUGGAGGAGGGCCUAAUAAACCAUCCUGUUGUUGGAUUUGGAGAGUUAGGUCGAAAAGUCAAUGAGCUAAGAAAUCUUUUCAGAAAGAUUGAAGAAUCUGAGUCGCUAUCCCCAUCUGCUGCGGAGGUUCAACGUACAGAAUGCCUACGUUCACUGAGAGAAGUUGCUACAUCUUUCUCUGAAAGGCCUGCUCGUGGCGAUCUUACCGGUGAGGUUUGUCAUUGGGCUGAUGGUUACCAUCUGAAUGCCGCCUUGUAUGAAAAAAUGCUUGGCAGUGUUUUUGACACCUUAGAUGAGGGAAAACUCACAGAGGAGGUGGAAGAAAUCCUUGAGCUCCUAAAGUCCACUUGGCGUAUACUAGGAAUCACAGAGACAAUUCAUGAUACGUGCUAUGCAUGGGUAUUAUUCCGACAGUUUGUUUUUACAGGUGAGCAAGGACUCCUGAAAGUUGUGAUUGAGCAUUUGAGGAAGAUACCCUUGAAGGAACAGCGUGGUCCACAAGAACGCUUACACUUGAAAAGUCUACGUAGUUCUGUUGAUGCCGAUGAUAGCUGCCAGGACUUUACGUUUUUCCAGUCUUUCCUGUCUCCAGUUCAGAAAUGGGUGGACAAGAAAUUGAAUGAUUAUCAUCUGCACUUCUCAGAGGCUAUGUCUGAUUUGUUAUUCACCACCGAAUGUUGCAACACAUAUGCGCAUAAGGGUCCCAGUAUGAUGGUUGAUAUCGUAACAGUAGCAAUGCUUACUAGGCGAAUCCUUGGUGAAGAAAAUGACAAGGCAAUGGAGUCACCUGAUCGAGACCAGAUUGACCGUUACAUCACUUCUUCUGUCAAAAGUGCUUUCAUGAAGAUUGCACAUUUCGUAGAGAUUAAAGCAGACACAUCACAUGAGCAUGUUUUAGCAUCUCUAGCUGAGGAGACGAAGAAGCUUUUGAAGAUAGAGACAAACAUUUUUUCCCCAGUUUUGUCAAGAUGGCAUCCACAGGCAGCAGUUCUUUCCGCUUCCCUUCUCCAUAAACUGUAUGGAAACAAAUUGGGACCUUUUCUUGAGCAUUCUGAGCAUCUUACGGAGGACGUAGUUUCUGUAUUUCCGGCAGCUGAUUCUUUGGAGCAGUACAUAAUGUCAGUGAUGGCUUCUGUUGUGGGUAACGAUGGUUUGGACAGUCUAUGUAGACAAAAGCUAGUUCCUUAUGAGAUUGAAAGUAAAUCGGGCACGGUUGUUUUACGCUGGGUGAAUGGGCAACUGGAGAGAGUUGAAACUUGGGUUAAAAGGGCUGCUGAACAAGAGACUUGGGAUCCUAUAUCCCCUCAACAACGCCAUGGGGGUUCUAUUGUUGAAGUCUAUAGAAUCAUAGAAGAGACUGCAGAUCAGUUUUUUGCAUUCAAGGUUCCUAUGCGAAUUGGGGAAUUAAAUAGCUUCUGUCGUGGCAUUGACAAGGCAUUUCAAAUUUAUACACAACUUGUUACUCAACCCAUAGUUGACAAAGAAGAUUUAGUUCCACCUGUUCCUGUCCUUACUCGAUAUAAAAAGGAGCUUGGAAUCAAAGCUUUCGUAAAAAAGGAAAUCCAAGAAGUCAGACCUGUUGAUGAGAGAAAAUCGAGUGAAAUAGUUCAACUUACAAUGUCAAAGCUAUGUGUGCGGCUUAACAGUCUAUAUUAUGCUAUAAGCCAGCUAGGCAAGUUGGAGGACAGCAUAAGUGAGCGGUGGGCUAAAAGGCAAAGUGACAAAAUUAACAUCAGACGAUCAAUGAACGGCAAGUCAAAGGGUGUAGUCUCCAAUCAGAAGAAUCAAUUUGAUGGCAGUAGAAAAGAAAUCAAUGCUGCUAUUGAUCGGGUAUGUGAAUUUACAGUUUGCAUCUUUUCUUUCGUAGGGUUAAAGGUCAUAUUUUGGGACCUCCAACAGCCAUUCAUCGACAAUAUGUACAAAAACAAUGUUUUACAAGCUCGAUUGGACACUAUUGUCGAAGUGCUUGAUUUGGUGCUUGCUCAACUCUGUGACGUCAUUGUGGAGCAACUGCGAGAUCGUGUGGUUACAGGGCUUCUGCAAGCAUCCCUGGAUGGCUUAGUUCGGGUAAUACUAGAUGGAGGUCCUACACGCGUCUUCUCUCCGAAUGAUGCCCCUCUUUUGGAGGAAGAUCUUGAAAUUCUGAAGGAAUUCUUCAUAUCUGGCGGAGAUGGGCUGCCUCGUGGAACUGUUGAGAAUUUGGUCUCGCGUGUUCGUCCUGUAAUAAAUCUGAUCAAGCAAGAGACCCGUGUGCUUAUUGAUGAUCUGCGCGAAGUUACUCAAGGGGGCAAAAGCAAAUUCGGAAGCGACUCCAAAACCCUGCUGAGGGUCCUGUGCCACAGAAAUGAUUCAGAGGCAUCACACUAUGUGAAGAAGCAUUUCAAGAUACCCAGUUCAGCUCCCCCGAGCACCUGAUUUAUGGGGAAAAUCUGGAAACACCUCAAAGGUACAUAUAAUGGAUGGAACGGUGCUCGGCCUUGCAACCUAGGAAGCUUAUUUUGUAAUAAUUGUGCAUUAUUAGCAGUCGGAGCUAGGGAACCAUAGGCUAGUUUUGAUUCAUGGGCAUUGUCUUGAUUGAUUGCUUCUCCCCAGGAAAGAUUUAGAUGUCUUACCUUUGUUUCUUUGGGGAGUUUUUAGCUGGAUUUUGAUGGCGUUUCUGUCUGAUGGGAAUGUUGGUCUGUUUGCGUGGUUUCAGGAGUGAUGCUUACAAUUCUAUAGGUGGUUGUUUUAUUGUUAUGACCAAUGUGAUUUUUUGCAGUCAUUUGUUGUGGUGUGUAAUGUUAGUGUGAAGUUUAUAAAAAUUGGAGAAGGUCCACUUUUGAUUUCA